AUGGCGCAGUUGCAGUGCAUGGAUACUCGCCUCGAUACACUCUCUACGGAGUUGUAUCAGGUGAACGUUUGUGUCGAUCGUAUUGCACGACGACAGGCGUCUAUGGGCGGCUUUGCUCUUGAGGCUACUCCUUCACCACCUUCUCCCGUGGCUUCUGCUUCUAAGGAUGAGGAUGAUGAUGAUGUUUUGGUGUACAUGUUCAAUUCCAAGAAGGAUAUGUACUUAAAUUCUGUAUUCUUCUCUUCUGACUUACCUUGGGGGUUUAUGCCUGCAUAUUCAAUUCCCGAAGGAUAUGUACACAAGUAUGGUGGUGAUCUUGCGAGGAAAGCUCACUUGAGGGGCUUCCUAAACAUGCAUGGGGAUUUUCUUGGUGAUUCUGACUCACGGGGGAGUUUUUCUAAGGAAGUGCUUGAUGAUCCUGAUCCACUGGGGAAAAUUCAUCUUUUUGGGACUCACAGGGGAGUUGUGUUUGUAAUUCUGCUCACGAGGGACCUUUCUUGUUUUUGUCUUCUACAAGGUUUACUGCCUUACUUAAGUAGGGUUAGUGCCAGUUAUCUAUUUGCAUGGUAUCGGACUUUGAUGGCCAAGAUAAAGGCCUUGGUGAACACAGCCGACUUCGGCCCAAUCAUGCAUUUACUAGUGCAGGCACUUGAUGAGAGUUGGUGGGACACUACCCAUACAUUCCAUAUUGUUGGGAGGGAGAUGACUGUGACUUCUCACGAGUUCCACCGAAUGACCGGCUUGAGAUCCAAUGGGCCUAUCAUCAACUUGGAGAGUGAUUCAGGCAUUUAUCUAGGCAUAGACCUAGUAGGGUGUGCCUACUCUAGUGAGCGCAUCUGUUACUUCAAUCUGGAGAGGGACUACAUUCCUCUUUCUCAGGCGAUUCCAAAUGAUCGUGCUUGGAUGGCUAAGGCAUUUUUGCUGUAUCUGCUAGGGGCAUAUCUCUUUGCCAAUGGAGGGACAUGGACUACUUUUCUUGGGGUUACUUCUGAUCCUUCUUCAUCGCAGACAAAUUCAGCAUUCCCAUCAUUCAUUGCUGACAAUAGAGCUAAGAAUAGGAGAGAUGAAAAACUGGAGAGGCUAGAAGCACGUCUUGAUAAGGCUCGGGCUUUGAUUUGGGAGGCUGGAAGGACAGAUAACAGUACAUUUGCUCUUGAAGAUGCAGAUUAUGUUCCGCAUGGUGACAUUUACAGGAAUGCAAUCGUCUUUCAUCGGAGUUACCUCCUAAUGGAACGCCUGUUUAAGAUCUUCAUUUACAAAGAGGGAGAACCGCCCAUAUUUCACAAUGGUCAUUGCAAGAACAUAUACUCUUUGGAAGGAAUCUUCCUUAGCUUAAUGGAAACAGAUACCAAAUUCCAAACUUGGGAUCCCGAUGAAGCUCAUGUCUUCUUUCUUCCCUUUAGCGUUGUUAUGAUCAUUGCAUUACUCUUUGAUCCAAUUAUUCGUGACAAAGCUGUACUAGAGCGUACUAUUGUUGGUUAUGUCAAUCUCAUAGCUCACAGGUAUCCAUACUGGAACAGAAGCCUUGGAGCUGAUCAUUUCAUGCUUUCUUGCCAUGAUUGGGGUCCACGAGCAACAUGGUAUGUUCCGCAGCUUUAUUUCACUUCCAUCCGAGUACUAUGUAACGCGAAUACCUCAGAACACUUUAAUCCAAAGAAAGAUGCAUCAUUUCCUGAAAUCAACCUGGUAACUGGGGAGAUUACUGGUCUCACUGGUGGCUUGCCCCCGUCUAAUCGCACAAUCCUAGCAUUCUUUGCCGGUGCCAUGCAUGGCCGAAUUAGACCAGCACUUUUCCAGCAUUGGAUGGGGAAAGACAAAGAUGUACUAGUUUAUGAGAGACUCCCUGAAGGACUUUCAUACUAUGAAAUGAUGAAGAAGAGCAAGUACUGCAUUUGUCCAAGUGGGCAUGAAGUUGCAAGUCCAAGAAUUGCUGAGGCAAUCUAUUCAGAGUGUGUUCCAGUGUUAAUAUCACAGCAUUAUGUCCUUCCAUUUAGCGAUGUUCUUAAUUGGGACUCUUUCGCAAUUCAAGUUUCAGUGAGUGAAAUACCAAACCUCAAGAAAAUCUUGUUGGGGAUACCUGAUGAUCAGUAUGUUAGAAUGCAGGAGAGAGUGAAGCAGGUCCAACGACAUUUUGCAGUCAACGAUCCUCCCAAGAGAUAUGAUGUUUUCCAUAUGAUAAUACAUUCAAUUUGGCUCAGGAGAUUGAAUUUUAACAUUAAUAGAUGA
This is a messenger RNA of Quercus robur (English oak), 2226 nucleotides long. Its product is annotated as probable glycosyltransferase At3g07620. Gene Ontology annotation, molecular function: glycosyltransferase activity. The transcript has 8 exons. The record is from RefSeq and is a predicted model, not a curated record. NCBI's taxonomy places the organism in Eukaryota, Viridiplantae, Streptophyta, Magnoliopsida, Fagales, Fagaceae. Bases 1 to 2226 code for a protein of 741 amino acids.